AUGGCCGGACCCACAACUCAGGCCACCGACCGACCCCCCAUGAACCACUCACGGCUCCCUCAAGAGCCCCCCACGCCAUGCGGCCCCAGCACGGCUCAGAGGAUCAGAGUCUUCUCUACACGGGCAGAAACGCUGCUGUCAGCUCAGACACCUGUGGCGUGUGUACUGUUUGUGGCAGCAGAUGACAUGCUGAGGUUCUGUCUUGAGCUGAAUUCUCGUGUGGAUUUCUUCAUGAUCCCUCCGGUUUACCUUUCCUGUUACUUAAAAAGGAAUUGGCUGGGUUUGAGGUUUCUGAGAGCACUUAUGUUGUUAGAACUUCUAUGGAUACUGCAGUGCCACAGGAUCGCAAAGAACGUAAGUUAAAGCCUUGCCAAGUGCACUUGGAAACCUGACAUUCUCCGGAAAAUACUAAUGUUGUAUAUGGAAAAAAAUGAAGUGGAAAUUGUUGAAAGCCAUAAAAAUUACAAAUCCUCCUAUGAAGUGGUGAGUGGGAAAAACUAAUUCCUUCUCUGUGAUGAUACCACUCCAGAGAGUGUCACUGCAUUCCUCCGAGACUUUUUGCUUCAGGACAAGGGAAAUGUUUGCACAGAAAUCCUUUUUCUGGGAGAGUCUAUUCCUAGUCUGGAGCUGGGAGCUGUGUUCAAAUGCUAUUCAGCCUACACAAUUUUCGUCUCUGGCUCUGCACUAAACUCUGAAGAUCUGAAGAGAGUUGGGAUGGAAUCUGCGAAGAGCCGUCUCGUUCCAGCAGAUGUUCACUCUCCACAACCCUACACUGAAGAUACUUCCGAUAUCAUAAGAUGUGUUGAAGGAUUGAGACAGACAGAGAGAAAAUAUCUGAAGGACAGAAUGCUUCUGGAAGGCAAAGACUACAAAGUGAUGACUUUUCAGCUCUCCAACGAUUUUGCAGACAUGACUUUUAUAGAGGUUUGUCGGUUGUGCUUUGUGAAACUGAAUCUUGUCCUCUUGGGAACUGAGCUCAAAUUUGGCAGUCAAGGGGAGAGGGCGCAGUUCUGUUGUGAAGCCUGGUACAGUCACAGACAGGAUCCAGAGUGGAUUAAAAAAUGUAGAUAUAAUAACAGACUCUACUCAAAACCUUCCUCAGAGAAACUGAAAUUGUAUGGAGAAUGGCAUGUUUCAGAUGGAGAGCCUGUAAAGUCAAGGUCCUUGAUGUCCUUCCACCUCGGAGUUUCAUUACUGGGCUCAUGUAGAGCCAACAGGGAUAAUUCUGCACCCACAGCACAGUCAAUUUGUGACCCAGAUUACCUGCUAAUGGCUGUGGUUGUGUAUAUAGAUGAUGGCUUUAUUGUGAUAGAGCUGUAUACAUUGAUUGAUUGGGGUUUUGAUGGCCAAGGAGAGGAGAAGAGCAGAGUCAUCCUUGAUUCCACAGGAAUGUGUCACUUGUGUGAUGCUGGUCCCCCUGAGGCUCUUCUGAGUUGGAAGAACCAAGCAGCACUGAACCUUCAGGGUGAUGUUUGGGCUACUGCUUUGGUGAUGACUGGGCUGCAGGAUUUCAUGAUGCCCUUAAGAGCUACUAACUUCAUUUACCGUGGCUUGAAAGACAUUGCUUUCCUUGGGUCUCUGGAUUAUCUGCAAAGAGAAUGGAAAUUUAUUCAGAACUUCCCAAAGCUGUGGUUAUUCUCAGGUAGUGCUCUCUCCUGCCCUGGUCUGGGAGGAGCUGAUGUUCAGGAUUGUGCUGCGUGUGCCGUUGUGUCUUCCAACAGCAGUGCUUUGAGCAGCCCUUCCGGGGGCACGGAGAGCAUCCCAGCCACUCUGACCGUCCGAUCCACCCGGGGUAAGUCCAGCUCAGCUUCUACAGAUGCUGUUUUCAGAGCGAGAGCACUGGGGAAUCAAUCACAGCCAUGUUAUAAAAGGAUCCCCAUCACUACAGAGCUGAAAACUACCUUCAAUGCCCAGUUCACUAAUCUGGCUCCCAGUGGCAACUCUGAGAUUCCAGAGCAAGAUCACGUUUCCACCACUGGUGGCCCCACAGGAGCUGACUUCUCAGAGAGCUUCUUGAAUUCUCUUUGGUCUCUGCAGGAGGACUCCUUUGGAGACAUUUACUGCAGAGCUUUAGACUUGUUUGGGCUACGCUGCUUUGGGCUCUAGUGCCUGAUGGAAGAGCCCAAUCUGUGCAAGAAUAGGUUUGUGGUUGCUCAGCCUGUCAGUGACGUGAAGAUACUGUCUGUGUCCUUCCCUUCACCAUUGCAAGAGCUGAUGCCCUGUGGUUUGAAAGACUGCAGCUUGAGUCCAGAUACCACAUGCCGAGAAGAAAGGAACCCAAACAGCUGA
Messenger RNA from Calidris pugnax (ruff), 2289 nucleotides. RefSeq names its product potassium channel, subfamily U, member 1 (gene KCNU1). The record is from RefSeq and is a predicted model, not a curated record. NCBI's taxonomy places the organism in Eukaryota, Metazoa, Chordata, Aves, Charadriiformes, Scolopacidae. Gene Ontology annotation, biological process: reproductive process.